Molecule: messenger RNA, 1255 nt
Organism: Cuscuta europaea
Lineage: Eukaryota; Viridiplantae; Streptophyta; Magnoliopsida; Solanales; Convolvulaceae
Source: the annotation of a GenBank genome assembly
GAAAGGCAAAUAGGGCAAUGGCUUCCCUUGGACGCACGCUAUAUUGGAGCGGGCGGGAAUCGCCCUUCAGGAUCCAAAAGACGUUGUGCUGCCGUGAAUCUUCGAGAUUCGCUGAAGGAAGGAGUGCCGCUUAAAUGCUUAUUAUUGAUGAAUCCGUUUAAGAAAGAACUAGAGGUUGUUCUUCCAUUCCAUUCCAUUCCAUUCCUGUUGAUACGGGAGAAAGUAGUCCGAUCUUUAGAAAACCUCCGCCGCCGCCGGCCGGCAAUAGUGUCGAUGUGAUCUUGUGAAGUAAAAAUAACCCACCAAUUCACCAAAGGCCCAACAAAGCGACCGCAAUGAUAAUUACAGUCUCUAGGACGCGCUUACCCACCUUGCUGAGGAUUGCGGCAUCUCACGAGUCAUUUUCCAGACUCCGUUUACUCUUUUCUAUUUCCGCCGCAACACAGCGUGCCCGGAAUUUCUUCUCCGACGACACCCACAGCGAGGAAAGCGCGGUAUACAAACACACCCUCAAGUUCCAGAAGCCAUCCACCAUACCACACACUCCCAAGAUCCAUAACUCUGUCAGUUGCAUCGGAACAGUCGAUUUUCCUCUCGAGAGAAUCAACACCCCCAGCGGCUCGUUCGGUGUCCAUACUUUUCUCAGCGUCUCAACCUCUAUUUUGUUCAAACCUUCUUUCAAGAUUAAGCUGAAGAUGUGGGAUAACGUGGCUGAACUCUUAAUGAAGCAUCUAAAGCAGAACGAUUUGAUUUAUGUUUGGGGUCACUUAUUUUCAUUUGCUAUGGAUGGCCCGGCAGGAAAUCCAAGGGUGUUUCACGAGGUAAUUGUCAAGGAAUUUAAUUUUGUUACUAGACUUGAUAAGGCCUCUACCUGCCAGGAAAACAAGAAAACAGAAUUUAGUGCUGAAGAUCGGCAGGAGAUGCGCAGAAGUCGGCUUCAUUUAUGGCAAGUGUUCUUCAGCAAUCCAGAUGAGUGGUGGGACAAUAGGAGGCAAAAGGUAAAUUACAAAGGUCCAGAUUUUAAGCACAAGCAUACUGGUGAAGCGCUGUGGCUCAAGCAGGAUGAUCCACCAUGGGUUAGAAGACAACUUGAGUUGCAGGAUUCUAAAUCUGUUGAUACAGAUUCAGGAAAUUUACAAGUUUAUCCCUUGACAUAUGAAUGAUUAACUGAGCAUUUUCUCCGGUACAUAGGUGCAUAUUGUAUUAUUCUUUUUACUUGUUUCAUCAUUUACUAUAAGUGCGUGCAUGACCAAAG